Messenger RNA from Mya arenaria, 4397 nucleotides. Its product is annotated as A disintegrin and metalloproteinase with thrombospondin motifs 18-like. Gene Ontology annotation, cellular component: extracellular matrix. Lineage: Eukaryota; Metazoa; Mollusca; Bivalvia; Myida; Myidae. Bases 14 to 3226 code for a protein of 1070 amino acids. Gene Ontology annotation, molecular function: metalloendopeptidase activity. Gene Ontology annotation, biological process: proteolysis; extracellular matrix organization. The record is from RefSeq and is a predicted model, not a curated record. The transcript has a single exon.
AAAACAUGUUUGGAUGUUUUCUGUACUCGCCUGUGCUACAACUGGAGUCCAUGUCACCGAUAUCCUUGACGUUCACCAGCGUAUGAAGAUCUUUGGAACUAAUUCUACGCAUCUUUUUCCAGACUAUAGUCACGUCAAAGUGGAAGAGUUAAAUGAUGAAAAUACAGCCGAUUUAAAACAAUUUCGAAAACGCCCACCGAAUCAACGCGUGUUUCAAAUGACAAAAAAUAAUGAAACGUUCCUUCUAUACUUACAGCAAAACCCGGAAAUGUUCACAGACGAGUGCAUCAUACGAGAACUCGAUGAGAAUAACGCCCUAACAGUUCAUCCAUGCUCCGACUUUAAUAUUGAUUGUUUUUACACCGGAAAUACCAACGACCAGAAUGACUCCUGGGUGGCGGCUAAUGUAUGCGGUGGUCUAAGAGGACUGAUCAGUUAUGGAAACACGAGUUUUGUUAUACAUCCAUUGCGCAACAAUGAAAGUUCUUCCGAUGUUGCAAACCAUAUCGUCUAUCGCUUAGACCAGAGUGAAAAACAAGUUUGCAAGACGGACGGAUCACCUGUAUUUACCCAUGUUGUACUUCCGCGAAAAAAACGAGAUGCGCCACGCAGAUUUAUAGAAGCCGGAAUCAUAGUUGACCCAACUAUGUACCGAUAUCAUGGAGAAAAAAUAACGGAGUACGUUUUCACAGGUUUUAAUAUCGCGUCGAGACUUUACGCAGACCCGUCAAUAGGAACUGACAUUGAACUGGUGUUGAAAGAGUUGGUUAUAUUUAAGUCCAACAAUGGAUUUGAUGUGGACACCUCAGCAAACGCAAGUAGAACACUGUCUAGCAUGUGUCAAUUCCAAAGCCGACACCAAACAUUGCAAACAACAGAUGUUACUAUUAUGCUUACAAGGCUGGAUUUAGAGCACAAAGGCGUCCGCUCAACUACCGGUGUGGCUAAUGUGGGUGGGGCUUGUUCGAAAAACGAGAAGUGCGGUAUUGUGCGAGAUACGGGUCCAGUGUUUGGAAUAUCUUUAGCGCAUGUCAUUGGCCACUUACUUGGUAUGACCCAUGACGGCAAUGGGAACAAUAACUGUACACCUAUACAUGUAAUGUCAUCGGGGAGAAUCAGUGGUGAUGAAGGAUUUACUUGGUCAGUUUGCAGUGCGUCACAACUGCACGAAGCACUUCGGAGUUUAAGUUGUCUAAGAAACAAUCCACGUUCCGGAACUUUAAUCCGUUACACCAAAUUACCCGGCGUGAUAUAUACGGCAAAUGACCAAUGUCAAUUAUUGUUUGAUAAAAGCGCAAAAUCGAUAAUAUCAUCAAGGCAGUAUCCAUGUAAACACCUUUGCUGUUUUUUCAACGGUGGCGGUUUUUGUGCAUCGCAACCCGUUAUGGAUGGCACUGACUGCAACAACACGAGAUCAUGGUGCUUCAGAGGGUCGUGUGUCCAAAUGAAUGAAACGUUUAACACUGCACCUGUUCAUGGUGGUUGGUCGAAAUGGGACGAAACUUUUACCUCGUGCACGGCAACAUGCGGAGGUGGUGUCAAAUUCAAGUAUCGUUAUUGUUAUAAUCCAGUGCCGCAGUACGGUGGGCGUGAAUGUUCCGGUCCGAAAUUCAUUGCUAAAUUAUGCAACGUCGUUCCUUGUAAUUAUGCACCGGAAGUAGGAGAUUUAUGUCAGAAAUUGAACAAGACAUUUCCGUAUUCUGCUAAAGGGCAGUGGCACAUGCGUCAAAACCCUUUUCAAUUGAUGGGAGAUGACGGCUGUAAAUAUGUUUGCAAAACGAAUCAUUCUGACAAACCAAACUAUGCUGUAAAACUACCAUAUCCUAAUGGCCGGAUAUGCAAACACUUGGACUUUAACCAAUUCAGUAGAUGCAUAGCAGGUGUUUGUAGAUCGUUUGGUUGCGAUGGUGUGUUGGGGUCGAAUUAUAGUUACGAUUCAUGUGGAGUGUGUAAUGGUAAUGGUAAGACCUGCCGUCAAGUAAUAUUUACUGUCGCACAUAAACUUACAAGCUACCAAAAUGGGUUCCAGGCAGUAACAAUUGUGCCACAGGGCAGCACCGACGUUUUGAUAGAGCAGAAUAACACCGAUGUUUAUCUUGGCAUCAAAGUUAACAAUAUCACUUUGUUUGAUUCAAGAAACGUACAAAAAGAGACUUUAAUUGAUACACAUGGAGUACGACUAAUAUACAGGCCAUAUUUUGAAUCGAUAAGAAUCAACGGACCCUUAUUGGACAAUUUCCUAAUAGUUGCGCAGGCCAGGUCUUCAGCGAAUGAUAGCAAUGUGUUUUCCGUAAGCGUUAAGUAUCAUGUCAAGGACAAUAAUGUUACCUCCAGGUACUACUGGGGGGAAUUCGUAGGCCAGUGUUCAAGAUCAUGUGGCGGGGGUCUACGGAAACACGAAUUUAUGUGCUUGGAUCAUCUGUUGUUAUAUAUUCAAGCGGAAGAUUACCUCUGUGACCUCCGCACAAAACCGAAUGAGGAACCUACCCCUUGCAAUGAGCACGCCUGUCCAUGCAGAUGGUCAACUGGAAACUGGAGUGAAUGCUCGGUUUCAUGUGGCCAUGGACUAAAAACGAGGGAUAUUAACUGUUUGCAAUUCCAAGAUGGAGAACAUCACGUUGUGCAGGACGUUUUGUGUGCCAGUGAAAGAAGACCUGCCGAUCAAAUGUUGUGCGAUCUUGGUCUAUGCUGGAAAUGGCAAAUACAUAACGAGUCAGCGUGCUCAAAGACUUGUAGCGAGGGCUUUAAGUAUAGAGCUUACAUUUGCGUCGAAGCCGCUACAUCUGUUGUGUUACCCAUUGACACUUGUGACGAGGAGAAGAAACCAAGAUACAUGGUGAACUGUAAUCACGGACCUUGCAUGAAAAGUACCACGUGUACUGAUGACAUUGACCAUUGUAAGUACAUGUAUGGUGACGAUAUUUGUCAUGGCCGUUAUUCUAUAUGGGCUGAACACAAUUGCAGAAAAUCAUGCGGCGUUUGUGUACAGGACGACGACGAUUUGUGUUCACAGUAUAAACACUACGGAAAAUGGAUCGAUCUCUGCAAUGAAAGGUAUUCAACCUGGGCCGCAAGACACUGUCGAUUGACAUGCUCCUCCUGUACUUUUGAACCUGAUCAUACCAACUGCACACUCUACUAUCCUGACGCAUGCACCGACCCGAAGUACCAAAGUUGGAUGAGCAAAAACUGUGGACAUUAUUGUUGCUCGAAUCUCUUUAACUGAUGAUCUUGGUCAAACAUAAUAAUAAAAUGCGUCUCCUCUGAUUGUGACACUCCCUGUUUAACGACGCUUUUGUAAACUGCGGCGUGUUUUAAUUUUUGGGACUUUUAAGUUUUGAGAAGAUAUGAUAUGUAUUUGCUUGAUUGCCAUGUAAUAGGUGCUUACAAACAAAUUAUUGAAUGAGUUUAUAGUUUACUUUAGAAUCGAUUUAUUAAAGACAAGCUAUUUUACAUACAACUGAACUAUAAGUGUAAACUCUUAUAAUAAACUAAGUUAAGUUUCAUAAUUUUAAUACAGUUGUCAUAAACUAUUAUAUGCACUGUUCUAUAUAUAAACUCUAUAAAUUGAAUGAACUUGAUCAGAAAGCAUAUUGUUAAGACUUUAUAAAACUAUGUUGUACACAAAGACCCAAUCACGGUAACGUGAAACGAGGUAUGCAUUGGUUUUAUCGAUAAUAAGCUACUCCGGGCGCUUUUGUUGAUACCAAAUUGGUUGCAGUUUUGGUUCCAAUGCUUUCAGUGGUUUAAAAACCUGUUUCGAAAUUGUUGCUUCAAGCUACAAAUGUACGGUUUUAUGUACAACAUGGUGGAGCUCCUGCAUGUAGCCAUUAUUUCUAAAUUUCUUCAAAACAAUUAUUACACAGAUGAUCGUUUGCCUGUUUUAUCUAAAUGGUUUUUCAACACACGUGUUAAAUCACUGUCCGCCAUGUUGUUUUUCAAAAGAAAACUAGUUUUCGGAUGGAACGAACCGUCAAAACUGCCUACGGAGGAGGUUUCGAUUGUUUCAAAACCAGUUUCGGUUUUUGUAAAACAAACGAUAAAACUGGUAUUCAUUUUAUUUAAAACUGUGACAACAACAAAUACACAGUUCGAGAAACCAAUAUAAAACCAAAACUAGUGUACCAAUAAAAACGCCCGCAGUAAACCAGUUUACACGUCUAGUAGCCUGCAUGAAAGCUUUGUGUUUAUGAACUGGUAUUAUCGCUCAAUAUCUACUUUUUUAAAACAGGCUGUAACCUUUCUGACUGUUUUGCUUAUAAAUUGGCUCAUGUUUGUUUUGAUUUACAUAUAUGUAUCGUGGUAAUGGUUUUCGUUAAAGAGGUUUUAAAACAAUGAUACUAUAAAAGAUUGUGUUAAAAGAGCGUUUUGUUAUUGUGUUUGUUAAGCAUCAGCCA